Messenger RNA from Nestor notabilis (Kea), 895 nucleotides. RefSeq names its product ST8 alpha-N-acetyl-neuraminide alpha-2,8-sialyltransferase 3 (gene ST8SIA3). The annotation marks the transcript as partial. The record is from RefSeq and is a predicted model, not a curated record. Gene Ontology annotation, biological process: N-glycan processing; oligosaccharide metabolic process. The transcript has 3 exons. Gene Ontology annotation, molecular function: alpha-N-acetylneuraminate alpha-2,8-sialyltransferase activity. Lineage: Eukaryota; Metazoa; Chordata; Aves; Psittaciformes; Psittacidae.
GACCUCAGUGGGACAGUGGCCACCUCUCGGUGUCACUUCGUUCCUUCACAAGAGGCAGGAAAUCCUCCAACAUGUGGACGUCAUCAAGAACUUCUCCUUGACCAAGAGCAGCGUUCGCAUUGGCCAACUGAUGCAUUACGACUACUCCAGCCAUAAGUACGUCUUCUCCAUCAGCAACAACUUCAGGUCCCUGCUUCCAGACGUCUCUCCCAUCCUGAACAAGCACUACAACAUCUGUGCCGUGGUUGGGAACAGCGGGAUCCUCACCGGGAGUCAGUGUGGCCAAGAAAUAGAUACGUCGGAUUUUGUCUUUCGCUGCAACUUCGCUCCAACGGAAGCCUUCCAGAAGGACGUGGGAAGGAAAACCAACCUCACCACCUUCAACCCCAGCAUCCUGGAGAAGUAUUACAACAACCUCCUGACCAUCCAGGACCGCAACAACUUCUUCUUAAGCUUGAAAAAGCUCGAUGGGGCCAUACUGUGGAUCCCAGCUUUCUUCUUCCACACGUCGGCCACGGUGACGAGAACCCUGGUUGACUUCUUUGUGGAGCAUCGAGGGCAACUGAAGGUCCAGUUGGCUUGGCCAGGCAAUAUAAUGCAGCAUGUGAACAGAUACUGGAAGAACAAGCACUUGUCACCCAAGAGGCUGAGCACAGGUAUUCUCAUGUACACCCUUGCUUCUGCCAUCUGUGAGGAGAUCCACCUCUACGGCUUCUGGCCCUUUGGCUUCGACCCCAACACGAGGGAGGACCUGCCCUACCACUACUACGACAAGAAGGGAACAAAGUUCACCACCAAGUGGCAGGAGUCCCACCAGCUGCCUGCGGAGUUCCAGCUGCUCUACAGGAUGCACGGGGAGGGACUGGCCAAGCUCACCCUGUCGCAUUGUGCCUAA